This is a messenger RNA of Lodderomyces theae, 1374 nucleotides long. Its product is annotated as microtubule-binding protein. NCBI's taxonomy places the organism in Eukaryota, Fungi, Ascomycota, Pichiomycetes, Serinales, Debaryomycetaceae. Gene Ontology annotation, cellular component: cytoplasmic microtubule; spindle midzone; microtubule plus-end. The record is from RefSeq and is a predicted model, not a curated record. Gene Ontology annotation, molecular function: microtubule plus-end binding. Gene Ontology annotation, biological process: protein localization to microtubule plus-end; regulation of microtubule polymerization or depolymerization; spindle assembly. The coding region runs from base 1 to 1374 and encodes 457 amino acids. The transcript has a single exon.
AUGGUGGUUGGUGAAUCACGGACAGAGCUAUUGCAAUGGCUCAACACCAUACUCGAUUUGAACUACACCAAGAUUGAGCAAUGUGGCACAGGAGCUGCAUUUUGUCAAUUGAUGGACUCAAUUGCGGGCGGAGUUGCUUUGAACAAGGUGAAAUUUAAUGCCAACACUGAAUAUGCAUAUCGCCAUAACUGGAAGAUACUUCAACUGGAGUUUAAUAAGCAUCGUAUUACCAAGAAUAUUGAUGUUGAAAGAUUGAUCAAGUGUCGACUACAAGAUAAUUUGGACUUGUUACAAUGGUUCAAGAGAUAUUGGAAUGAAAAUGCUGACGUGAAUAAACAAUAUGAUGCAUUGAGUAAAAGAAAUGGACUUGUCAAUGGCGGUGGAAGCAGUCCCUAUAGUACGUUGAAUCUGAUGCCCAAUGCCACUAUGAAUGAAAAGUCAACUUUGAAACAAUUAGGUCCACCUGCUGGGGUUUCGACUACUGCUAAUAGAAGGCGUCAAGUUAGUCAAAGUCCCCGUAUUGGCAACACUGUGAACCGAAGUAGUAGUGGCUACGGCAGUGAUCACAAUAUGCAAUUUAGUGGUACUCACAGAGUGAAUCUGGACCCAAUUGAGCAGGAGAGAGGGGUAGGGGGAGGUGGUCAUUUUUCAUCUACUCCACAGAAUCAGCACAGCAAGGAUGUGUUAUCGUCCAACUAUACUAGUAGUAAUAUGUCAGCUAGAGUGAGACCCAGGAAAUCGGUUACUCCUACUACUUCUUCAAAAGUCACAACUCCAGUUCAGCAAUCAAGAAGAAGUUCGGAUAGACUGGUUAGGAGAGUACCCUCGCAGCUUGGUGGUGGUGGUGGUGGUAGUGGUAGUGGUGACACUUUGUCGUCCUUUCAGACUACGCCCUCAGCUACCGUGAAUGUCUACACACAUAACGGUAAUCACGGGCGUCACUCGCAUGCCAACAGCAGUAACAGCACAAAUGGGAGUAUGAAUGGUGGUGGUGGUAAUGGUGGUAACAAUACGGGCCAUGCUGGUGACAAUGGUGACAAUAACCAUGGAUAUCACAUUACUAAUGAGGAAGUUGAACAACUACUCGAGCGAAAUGAACAGCUAGAGACGCAAUUGACUGAAUACAAGCUCAAUUGUGAUACUUUACAAGUUGAAAGGAAUUUCUAUUUCAACAAGUGUCGUGACAUUGAGAUAUUGGUUCAAAAUAUAGAAGGUGAUACAGCACUAGUUUCACAAUUGGAUGUAUUAACAUUGUUGAAAAAGAUUGAGGAUACAUUGUAUGCUACUCAAGAAGGUUUCAGUUCCGUGGAAGUGCAUAAUGUUGCUAUUGAUGGUGGUGGUGAUGAUGAUGGUAUGCUAGAUAAUGAGUUUUAG